ACUAUUCACGACGGCAAAUUCUGUAUUGCGACAUGUCGAAAACGGAAUCGGAAUGAUAUGCGGCACAACUGAGAAAUACUUCAUGUUAUUUAACUAGUUGUUAAAAGAGAAACUGACACAACAGGCGUUUACCCACGAUGCUGGUCACCGUUUUCUGCGCGCCGAGGGAUCACCCAGAGACCACCUUCGCCCUCGAUGUAUCCCCGGAGCUGGAGCUGAGAGACUUUAUAGCACUUUGUGAACUGGAAUCGGGAAUCCCAGCUGGGGAAAUUCAGAUUACAAUUGCAGAACAGACCCUAAAAGACCAUACCCGUGCCUUGGGGACCUAUGGUGUUAAGGAUGGAGACGUUGUGGUUCUCAGGCAAGCUGACAGAAGGCCACCACCAGCCCAGCCAGCCUUCCCAGGUCUGCCACAUAUUGACUUUCGUUCCAUCACAAUUCCCGGCACAUCUUCUUCAUCUAAUCAACGCGGCGCAGUGAGGCCUCAACAGCAACAGACUUUGCCGCCGCCACCGCCGCAGCCUCAGCAGCAGCCUCAGCAGCAGCCUCAGCAGCAGCAACAACAGCGCACCGCACAGCCGGCAAUCCCAUCGGCUUUUCGUGGGUCCUCUCCUCAGGGGCUUGAUGACCCUGCCUUACUCCAGCAGAUGCUAUUGUCCAAUCCGCAUGAGCUCUCUCUCCUCAAGGAGCGAAACCCGCCGCUUGCUGAGGCUCUGCUGAGCGGAGAUUUGGAGCGAUUCACCAAAGUGCUGCUGGAGCAACAGCAGGAUCGAGCAAAGCGAGAGCAAGAGAGGAUCAGACUUCUGACAGCUGAUCCUUUUGAUUUGGAUGCCCAAGCAAAGAUUGAGGAGGACAUCAGGCAACACAAUGUGGAAGAAAACAUGACGAUUGCAAUGGAGGAGGCUCCAGAAAGCUUCGGGCAGGUGGUGAUGCUCUACAUUAACUGCAAGGUCAACGGGCACCCUGUCAAAGCUUUUGUUGACUCAGGGGCCCAGAUGACUAUCAUGAGCCAAGCGUGUGCUGAGCGCUGUAACAUUAUGCGGCUGGUGGACCGUCGCUGGGCCGGAAUUGCCAAGGGAGUGGGCACCCAGAAGAUCAUUGGCAGAGUUCAUUUGGCUCAGGUCCAAAUAGAGGGUGACUUCCUCCCGUGUUCUUUCUCCAUCUUGGAGGACCAGCCAAUGGACAUGCUGCUUGGCCUGGAUAUGCUGAAGAGACAUCAGUGUUCGAUCGACCUGAAGAAGAACUUCCUACUAAUUGGCACCACAGGCACCGAGACUCGCUUCCUGUCUGAGGCAGAGCUGCCAGAGUGUGCCCGACUGGCAUACGGACCAGAGGGGCGGGAAGACACCCGGACGGACGAGGCGGCCGACAGAGAACUGGCCGAGGCUCUUCAGAGGUCGAUACAGGAGAGCGACACUGCAGAUGGACAAACUACCUCGCCGCUGCCCCCACCAUUUACAUUACCCAGAACCUUAGACCAAACGUCCGCAUCCACCUCUCAAUCCCAAGGCCCUCCCUCUGGUCAGCCCCAACCCCCGGUUCCCUCUCGGUCGGACCCGGCCGCCGUGGAGCUGUGCCGUGACCAACCCGGCCUCCAGGGGUUUCCACAGCCGCCUUCCUCAGCAGAGGAUGACGGUUUUGCACCUGUGCAGGUCCACUCUCGCCCUCUCUCUGUCCACGCCGACUCCAAAGUGCGCCCUGUGCCCAGUCCCCCUACAGACGUCCCCGAUACAUGUCCCCCCCAAUCGGACCCGACUACAGUACCAGAGUAUCGGGGGAGUGAUGCGCAGCCCGGCCACGCGGAGGGGAAUACGGAAGCGGAUGAGGUGAUGAACAACCCCGCGCGCGCCCAUCCCGGGGAACUCUCCCCCAUCCAACCCAUGGAGCACGAGCCGAUCGGGUCGCACGCCGCAGAAGCCCAUCCGAGUGUUGAAAUGGAGUCCCCCACUGCCCCCCAGGGCGUGAUGUCCCCAGAGAGGGACCAGCCUGAGGGAGAGCAUCGCUCCGACAGCGUCCCGUCGUUGGCGGCUGCUCUGAUGGAGCUUCACGAGCUGCUGGUAUCCAACCACCGGGCUCAGGCCCAAAACCGCAGCACAUCCUGCUCCCCCUCACAGCCAUUGAAACAGGAGGAAGUGGCCCCGGGGCCGCGCACCCCCUCCCCUGGAAACACCCAGCGGAUCCCCUUUCCUGCCACCUCAGCCGUUGCGGAACCAAACGAUGCCAAAGCCAACCGUGCUGCUGCUGUGUCUGACGAGGGACCAUCUGAGUGUCUCGCGCCUCUGGGCGGGGCUACGGCCGAGGCUGUGGAGGGACAAGGGCCACCCCCGUGUCCAGGGGGCUGCGUCGAGAGGAGGGCACAUGAUGCAAAUAACACCAGCCGGUUUGAGCCUGAGCCCGAGGUCCCUCCUGACCCUACAAGGGACCUGGAGUUUAGGGAACCUCCUGAGGGGCAGCAGGGGAGAGGCGUUGCAGAUGGACGGGCCUCCGGCACCAACACCCCGGACGCGCCUGGCCUCCAAACUGAGGAGCCUUUUCUCAACCCCCUGUCUAUGGCAGUGGGCUCACCCGAGGUGAGUCUCGAAGUCUCUCGCGCCUCCCCCACCUCUUCCCCUCCGCCUGCUCAGGCUCCGCAGCUUGCAGCUCCAGCCGCCCCUUCCCCUUCCCCGCAUCCCUUUAUAGAACAAUUUCCAGCCGAGGACGUCCGGAGAAUCCAGGCGGCAGGGUUUUCUGCCAGGGAGGCUGCAGAGGCCCUGGAACAAGCCCGUGGGGUUGUGGAGCUGGCUCUGCUGGCACUCCUGGCCCGCGGUAUCACUGUGCCCACCAGGACUCACAACUAGUCAUGCAAGUCCCCGGCCCCCCAACUCGGCAUCGCUCUUAUUUACACCUUGUUACUCGAGCGGAUGUCUCAGACCCUUCUCAGCAGGGAGCACGUGUAAACACAGGGAAAUGCUGUCACUUGGCCUGUCGUACAGAAUAUCCAAAAACAAGAAGGGACAACUGGUCAUUUGCUUCUGGAUGUUGCAGAUAUGUGAGGUGUGUUUGCAUGCAGAUGUUUUUGGGUGGCUACCCAUUUCAUUGGUUUUUAGAGAUUUGGUAUGGUAGAUUGAUUCAUUAUUUCUUGUUUGGUCAUCCAAUUUUGACACAUUUAUGAGAUGCUGAUUGAUUAUGAUUUCACCUUUUUAAUGUGUCAAAACUAUUGUUUUAGUUGUGGAGCAUCAUUAAAACAAUUGUAAACGUGGAGUAGCGUUAGUCCUACUCAGAGUAACACUAGGCAGCAUCCUGCAAACGUAUGGAUGUUUGAAACCAUUUUCUGAUGAAUAAAGCGCCGUGUUGAUUUUAAUGUCUGCAGCCCCUUAGUGAUGAUGGAGAAGCUACGUUGUGGUAACUGCAACAGUUUAGAAGGGCUAACUUUACAAAUCAUUUCUCCCCCUUUUAUCUGUGUGCGUCAUCACAUCCAAACGUCAAUACAGCAGUGAGUGCGUUUGUUGGCUUAUGUUCAGAGGUAUUUCUUGGUUCAGUAUUUGUAUUCAUCAUUUUCCACACAUGGGAAGUUUUGCAAUGUGUAGUUAAAAAAACUGUAGCUCCUGUUUUAUUUUGGGUCAAAUCAUCAGUUUAUGUUCAUACCUUAAAAUCAUCCAUAUUCCUUUUGUAAUACUGCCAUAUCAAGGAUUUUAAUGGUUCAGUCAUUUACAGACUGUUCAGGCGAUAUAAUUAUCUACUUCUCUUGUAUGACAUUUUAAAUUGCAAAUAAAGAACUAGUAUUUGUA
Pungitius pungitius (ninespine stickleback) is the source of this 3767-nucleotide messenger RNA. It is a transcript of the gene ddi2, whose product is annotated as DNA-damage inducible protein 2. Gene Ontology annotation, molecular function: aspartic-type endopeptidase activity; protein binding. Lineage: Eukaryota; Metazoa; Chordata; Actinopteri; Perciformes; Gasterosteidae. The record is from RefSeq and is a predicted model, not a curated record. The transcript is spliced from 10 exons. Gene Ontology annotation, biological process: proteolysis. The coding region runs from base 138 to 2837 and encodes 899 amino acids.